Molecule: messenger RNA, 1659 nt
Organism: Hyaloscypha bicolor E
Lineage: Eukaryota; Fungi; Ascomycota; Leotiomycetes; Helotiales; Hyaloscyphaceae
Exons: 5
Coding region: 16-1413 (465 amino acids)
Source: RefSeq, a predicted model, not a curated record
GUUCCAGUUUUCAACAUGUUUUCAGCUUCAACUGUUGGCGUUGCGGCCACGCUCUUUGCCUAUGUCUCCAAAGCUCAACCUUUCAACUGCCAAAUCGAAGUUCCUCCCAAUCCGUUGACGGCACAAGGGCUUGCAACACCCUAUAAGAUGAGCGGCUGCAAUCAGCUAGAUUUUGCGAAUCAAGGAUCGUUCGUUGAAGCAGCAAUCCUAAACCCUGCUACUGGCGCUAUUUCCAUAUACAGCCCUUUGGUCAUCAACAACGGCAUGCAAGUGGGCAACGGCUUCAUUGCUCCAGUUGUUCCUACCUUGCCGGCCAACGCCGUCGUCGGUAUUUGGUUCGGAUCUAACGCCCAGACGGUCACUCUGACCGGUUCAACAACUGGAUGCGUGAAUGGGCUUGGUGGAUCGAUCUUUGGACAGUUUGCUUAUUGCAAUGCACCAACAUUUUUUACAGCUGCUCAGACAGCGAUUUCCGCCGGACUUUUAAAAGUCCCGCCUGUUGGGACAUCGACCAAAGCCAAUAGGCAAGCUUGCCCUUCAACUCGCGACUUCCGGGUUGUCGAUAUGGAUCAGAGUGACAAUGUUGACACUACUUAUCUUCUCAUCAACGGGAAAUUGCUUGCUCAAAACACUGCUACAAACGCCGCUUCAAGCAAAAACGCCACAGUUCUCUCGAACGGCUCUGAUAAUGCUUUGAUCAACUCAUUCAUUUCGCCUGCCAUGGGUUGUACACCAUACACUGCACCAUCCAUUACAACGCCAACUGGUACUUCGGGGGGGCUGGCUCUCAAUGAACUCCAAGCAAAUCAGUCUCCUCCUGUUCCCCCAGCUCUCGUCCCAAUGAAUGAUGACUUCACAGUUAUCGCGGGUAACAAUGGAGCGGUCACCCAAUCUCUCGCCAAGACCAACCUUUAUCGUGCGGGUGUCGGGCAGCCUCAAGCCGCAACUGCUGCCGAUGCAUCAGGCACUACGUACUGCCAACAGUAUGCUGCAUCAGCGCUCUUCAUUGCCCAGAACCAAGCUCUGUUCACUGGAACCACUUCUCCUGCACCAGCAGUUGCCAACAACCUCUUCACCUUCUUGGCCAAUCGAUUUGCUACAAGUUUCGGACCAGUUCCAUCGUUAGGUUGCUCAACGAUCUUCAACGUCAACAUCACCAGCCUUGUCCAACAAACCAUGAAUGGAAACUGCGUUGUUGUUGCAGCGAAAAUCAACACGGCACCUUUCCAGCAAAUCUUGAACGGUCAGAUCAAGCCUGGGGGAGCUGGUGCAGUCAGCUCAGCAACAUCGAAAACACACGCAGCAAACGUGGCUUCAGCAGCGGUGGUGGCAACUGGCACUGGCACUGGAGCAGGGCGACACCACCAUUGGCUUGGCUUGAAAAACAGAAAUGUUUGGGCUCGCGCUAGCUAAGUGGCCAAAGGCAUUCGCACUUGCGGGGAAGAAGCAUCCUGGCCCUUAUCUGAGUCAAGAAUGACCGAGUUGUACGAAUAGAAGAGCAAUUGCUCAAGGUUUUGCACCCCCUGUGGGAUUAAGCACCUGCCUUUUGUGGAACAAGCAUUAUAUCAAGGACAGAUUUUUAAUUCAGUUUCGAGGCUGCCAUAGGAGUAAUGUAGCCAAGGACUUCGUUAGUAAAUAAUCAUAUGCCCCGGAGGCGGG